This is a messenger RNA of Lotus japonicus, 953 nucleotides long. RefSeq names its product RING-H2 finger protein ATL70. Bases 210 to 713 code for a protein of 167 amino acids. The record is from RefSeq and is a predicted model, not a curated record. NCBI's taxonomy places the organism in Eukaryota, Viridiplantae, Streptophyta, Magnoliopsida, Fabales, Fabaceae. The transcript is spliced from 2 exons.
UUUAUCUCAAAUACACGUCUUUCCUUAAAUCAAACGCAAGCCUUCCUUGGCCCCCACCCUCUCCCCACUUCUCUCUCUUCAAACCGUUGACUUUAUUAUGUUCUUCCAGCACCAAAAUCAACUAUCACAAUGGCUAAAAAAAACUCUCCUUUUAUCUCCCUGAUCCCAAAACCACUUCUUACUAGUGUUUCAAUUUCAUCACCAAGAAGAUGAACAACACAGCACCUGAUUCCUCUGGAUUCCUUGGAUCCAACAACAUAAGUGGCUUUGGCUAUGGCAUAGGAAUCUCAAUUGGGAUGCUCUUGCUCAUCACAACCAUCACACUCACUUCCUAUUUCUGCACCAGAGCACAGGUUCCAGCACCUCCUAGGAGAAGAAAUACUCCUCAAUUCCUUGAGUCAGAGCAUUCGAUUAUCGAUGUGGGACUCGACGAAGACACAAUUCUGAGUUACCCAAAGAUGCUUUACCCUGAAGUCAAGAAGAUUAACAAGUCUUAUUCCACAGCAACAUGCUGCUCCAUUUGUCUUGGAGAUUACAAGGACAGUGAUAUGCUUAGAGUUUUGCCUGAUUGUGAUCAUGUGUUUCAUCUCAAGUGCAUAGACCCAUGGCUGAGGAUGAAUCCUACUUGUCCUCUCUGCAGAACAUCUCCAAUCCCAACACCACUCUCAACUCCUCUAGCUGAAGUGGUUCCAUUAGCUACCAGGCGAGAUUGAUUAUAUUCAUAGGGUGCAUCCACCCCAAUGGGAUGUACACCAAAAAUUAUCUUUUUCCUGCUAGAUUUGACUUCAAGGCAAGUCUAAUGCCAGUUUAAGUUACUAAACAUAUAACAAAGAGAAUAGAUAUCCUGCAGAGGUGAACUAUAACAUGUAAUUAACUGGUCUAAGUUCCAUGUAGUUGAGAUGUUUGUUAAAUUAAUCAGAAGGUAGAAAGAGAUAUUUCUUUUGUUUUCUUUA